Molecule: messenger RNA, 2893 nt
Organism: Poecile atricapillus (Black-capped chickadee)
Lineage: Eukaryota; Metazoa; Chordata; Aves; Passeriformes; Paridae
Gene: TCTN3
Product: tectonic family member 3
Exons: 13
Coding region: 27-1604 (525 amino acids)
Biological process (GO): smoothened signaling pathway; cilium assembly
Source: RefSeq, a predicted model, not a curated record
CGGGGUCCCGGCGGUGGUGUGCGGCCAUGGGCGGCUCCCGUGCGGUGCUGCCGCUGCCUCUGCUGCCGCUGCCUCUGCUGCUGCCGCUGCCUUUGCUGCUGCUGCUGCCGCUGCCGCCGCCCGCCCUCGGCCCCGCAGGCGCGUCCCGGCGCUCCGGCGGCAGCAGGUCUGUGAGUCAAAUGUGUGUGGAAAAGUCACUCAUUUUCAGAAGUAACAUCCCUUAUGCUACAAACAUCGUUUCUGAUCCUGGUGGACAUGAUCUGCUGUUCUGUGUGCAGUUGGAUGACCCAAAGCUGAACUAUUUUCAACAGCCACAGGAUAUCGAAGAAUCUAAUUUUGUGGAGUUCUUAGAGAAGUAUGGCAGGCACUCUUUCUUAGCACCAUCACAAGUUCAGCCAUCGUUCUCUGCUUUUUACCGUGCUGGUGAUCCAAUCCUAAUCUACUUUGAUUCUUCAUCCAUAUUGAGCAUGCUUAGACAGCCAGUGAAAAUGGGACCCAGUGGACUUUGUGUUGAUGAAAAUCCUGCUGGCUUCCUGGACAGUAAAAGCACAAGCUGUACUCGGAUUUUUGCCCACUUGAGCAAGAGCUGCGUGACUGACCCUGCCCUAGACGCUGCUUCCUACUACCGUGACUUCACUGUGCUAAAGGUCCCAAUUAAUGACACCAUUAUGCAGUCCAUGAAGGUAAAUGUCACUGCAGUCUCACCACCUGGAGCUCCCUACAUGAAGGACAACACAUGCAUCAAUGUUGUUUCUGAGGUGAUCUAUGAUAUAGAAUAUAGUGGCACAAGUGGAAUUCAGAGUGUUUCUGUCCAGUUCAAAGUGAGCAACAUCUCUGGGAACUCCAGAUCCUCUCUGCAGCAGCACUUCACCAUGCACUUCUGGACCAGGACUCUUUCUCAUAUGUUGCCUAGAAGUGGAAACCCUGGCUAUAUCACGGGAGCACCACUGUUGAUUGCCAGCAGUGGUGUCAUGAAACACAUGAGCAUAUUAAGGAGUGAAAGUGAUGGAAGCUGUUCACGGUUCCUCAGACACACAGUACAAUUUGGAAGGAAUAUGAGAACAGGCUGCAAAAUCAGCCUAUCCCCAAUACUGGAAGACAGUAACUGUAGUUACAUGCAGCAAAAGUUAUACGAGGCUUUUCAAGGGAUGAACAGAGCAGGAGACUUUGCUGUAACUGGCAGUGCUCAUUCAACCCAGGCAGAAGAGUGGAUGACCAUUCUGAUUCAGAACUGCAGUGUGCAGGCUGUGAAUUGCACUUCCUGUUGUAUGGUUCCUGUGACCCUGGAGAUACAGAUAUUGUGGACUAGAGUGGGCCUCCUGUCCAACCCACAAGCUCAAAUACUGGGUGCACGGCAUUUCUACCAGUGUCACCCCCUCAAGUUUCUAAACAUGAGCAUGGUACCUGUGUCAACUGUCGUUACCUUCACUGACAUGACAGAUUGGCCAGAACCUCCACGAGACCAGCCCCAAAAGCACUGGAAACUCCCAUUUGACAUCUUUUUCCCAUUCAAGGUGGCCCUGAAUGUAGAAAGAAGUUACAGAGAUGAUCUGGCUGGGUAUUUAUUAUUGAUUCUGAUAAUCUCUAGCAUUUUCUGCUUUUGAAAAUAGAUGGAGUCUGUUUUUAAUGUUUGGUGAGUAAAUUGAUACAUUCAGGAUACAGUCCAGAUGAUGGACUUUGGUCAUCAGGUUCUAUACCAUGUUUGUGAUACCUAUGAGCCUUCUGUUCUUGGAUAAGCCAUGGGACAGUUUGUCCUCUCAAGUCCCUAUUCUCUAUAUGUGAACCAUCUGUGAACAUCACUGCAGUGACACACUUGAGAAAUGUAGAGAUCCAGGGGCAUUGCAUUAACGAAGGACAAGGAAGAGAACCAUAAAAUGAUUAGUCUGUGUCUCCAGAAAUGAGGAAUGCUCUCUAAAAUAGGGAGUAUGGAGAGAGAAGCAAAGUUCAAUCAAAGCAUUUUGGAGCUGCUUUCAGUUAGCUCCCUGUUGGAGAAGCACCUGAUUUUUCUAUAUGGAAUUAACCAAAGAUUUAAAAUAAAGGUGCUCUCCCUGGUGGCCUGAAAUUUUAUUUUUUAAGUAGAGAUGUGUGCCAAUCACCCCUAACCUCUCCUUGUUAGAUGAUAACAACCACACCUCUGACAUUUUUUUGUACCUUGCUUUUCUGUGUUUUUUCAAAUACAGGUAUUCAGUUGAAAUUUUUAUGGUUUAAUUAAAGUUUACAUUAGCAACAGUGUUGCACAGAGCAAAGUAAUUGUAAAUGCCACAUACCCUGAAAUAAAGUUGCAUUUUCAUGGUUUGUCAAAACAUCUUCCUUCCUGAUCUUUUUUUUUUUUCCCCCCUGUAAGAAAUGGGUCUGAACAGAGUUUUUCCGAGGUGAAAAACAUUCUCUUAGGAACUGAACUGAAAAUGAUAACCACUAAAAUUCUAGCAGCACAUCAGAGAGUCUUGUGAAUAGUUCUGAAGCUAAAACAUUGAAUGUUUUAGGAAAAUUUGUAGCUGUAUUACGAGACUGAAGCUUGCUGCAAUAUCUUACCUGUGGGCUCGGUCUCUGGGACCAGGUGAUACAUUUAUUGUUUUUGAAGUUAAAGGCGGUGUUCUGAUUAUGUAGUCUGCCCUCUACCAUUACACAGGGAAACUGCACAAUUGUUCCAGGAAGCUGUUGAAUGAAAGUAUAUCUUUUAAGCAAAAGAUUUUACUAUUUCUCUUCUUCAGAUGAUGGAAGAAUCUGCCCCAUCUGAUGCCAAGUACUCCAAUGGAAUCAGUAAGGGCCAAAAAUAUCAGAGCCUACUUUUAACAAAAUGCAUUUGUUGCUUUUGUACCUAUAUUGCACAUAGCAAUUCUGUUGCUCCUGCUUAUUACAAACUUAAAAAAGAGUGCAAAAAUAAACUGAAAAA